UAAAGCAGAGUUUAUUCGAGCUUAGAUUUCACACGUGUCCAAAAUUAUCAAAACAAAACAUAUAUCAAAUCAAUCAUACAUAAACCCUAAUUCCCCACCCCACACAGCAGCCAAACAUCAACUGAAACAAACACAACAAUGUCGACCCACCACAUUUAUGCUAACAGCACAACAUACCAAUCUUCAUCAUCAUUCACCAAUACCAAACUCACCCAUUUCAACAACAACAAUCAUUUCUCCCCAAUUCUUCACUACCCUCGAUCACUGCUCCCACCAACCGCAUCCCUUAAAGUAGAUGUUGGAGCACCAAACACAAUUGUAGAAGACAGUGUGAAGAAGACUAAAGAGGUGAUUGAUGAAGAAGCCAAGUACAUAGUGGGUACUUAUGCAAGAGCACCAAUUGUGCUUGAGAAAGGGAAAGGUUGUAAAGUGUAUGAUGUUCAAGGGAAUGAGUAUUUGGAUUGUAGUGGUGGGAUUGCUGUUAAUGCACUUGGUCAUGGUGACGAUGAUUGGUUGAAAGCUGUUGUUGAUCAAGCUGGGUUACUUACUCAUGUUAGCAAUAUUUAUCACUCUCUUCCUCAGGUAGAACUUGCAAAGCGUUUAGUAGCUUCUUCUUUUGCCAAUCGUGUAUUUUUUGCAAAUUCUGGAACCGAAGCAAAUGAAGCAGCUAUUAAAUUUUCCAGAAAAUAUCAGAAACACACAUGUACUGACGGGAAAGUUCCAGCUACUGAGUUUUUAGCUUUUAGCAAUUGCUUCCAUGGGAGAACCCUGGGUGCACUUGCUUUGACAAGUAAAGUGCAGUACAGAACACCUUUUGAACCUGUUAUGCCUGGAGUCACCUUUGUAGAGUAUGGAAAUGCACCGGCCGCUGUAGAGUUAAUUCAGCAAGGCAAGAUUGCUGCAGUUUUUGUAGAACCUAUCCAAGGUGAAGGAGGAAUAUACAGUGCUACUAAAGAAUUUCUACAGUCUCUGCGAAAUGCUUGUGAUGAAACUGGGGCACUUCUUGUGUUUGAUGAGGUUCAAUGUGGUUUAGGUAGGUCAGGAUUUCUUUGGGCUCAUGAGGCUUUUGGAGUCUUCCCCGAUAUAAUGACACUUGCCAAACCUCUUGCUGGAGGCCUACCUAUUGGAGCUGUCCUCGUAACUGAGAAAGUCGCUUCUGCUAUAAAUUAUGGCGACCACGGAAGUACUUUUGCAGGUGGUCCUCUUAUUUGUAAUGCUGCUCUUGCAGUUUUGAAUAAAAUAUCCAAACCUACUUUCCUUUCUGAUGUAUCAAAGAAAGGUUUAUACUUCAAAGAACUACUAAAACAGAAAUUGGGCGGAAAUCGACACGUGAAAGAGAUUCGCGGUGUGGGGCUAAUUAUAGGAAUUGAUUUAGACGUGUCCGCAACACCUUUGGUAGACGCUUGCCGAGAUUCUGGCCUUUUAGUAUUGACAGCUGGAAAAGGUAAUGUUGUUAGGCUUGUUCCACCAUUGAUUAUAACAGAACAGGAGAUUGAACAUGCAGCUGAUAUUCUAAGCCAAACUUUGCAUGUUUUGGAUGCCAAUAAUUAAAAGUAGGAGAAAGAGGCUUUCUUUCAUGCUGGAAGUUGUCAUGAAAUAAUCAUGGACUUUCUUGCAUGAAGAUGUUGUGUUUGUUUUAAGAAUAUUGUUGCAAGGCUAUGUAAUAUUUAUUGUAUAAUAAAUAAGUGGCAGAUCAGAUGAUUUCUGUAGUUGCUUUCAUUUUAUGUCAGAAAUGCAUGUGGCUAUUUUGCCAUCUGAAGUGUAAUAAUAACUGGGAGCUUUCUUAUUUUUCA
This is a messenger RNA of Medicago truncatula (barrel medic), 1793 nucleotides long. Its product is annotated as acetylornithine aminotransferase, chloroplastic/mitochondrial. NCBI's taxonomy places the organism in Eukaryota, Viridiplantae, Streptophyta, Magnoliopsida, Fabales, Fabaceae. Gene Ontology annotation, molecular function: pyridoxal phosphate binding; identical protein binding; transaminase activity. The transcript is spliced from 3 exons. Gene Ontology annotation, biological process: arginine metabolic process. The record is from RefSeq and is a predicted model, not a curated record. The coding region runs from base 139 to 1551 and encodes 470 amino acids. Gene Ontology annotation, cellular component: chloroplast stroma.